AUGACGUCUUCCAAAGUUGAUAUUGAACAUGAAUUUUAUCCUUGUUGUCUUACUUGGACUAGUAUUCCAGUAAUUUCGUGGUUUUUUCCAUUUAUUGGACAUACAGCAAUAUGUGAUAUGGAAGGCGUACACCAUGAUUAUAGUUUUCCUCACAUUAUACACUCAGGUAAACAAACUAUUUUAGGAAGAACAUUUAAAUAUCUUCCAAUUAUUUAUGGAGAAGGGAUAAACGAUAAUGACUUUAAAGAAGCAAUUGAUAAAGCAAAUAAAAAAUGGAAACAUGUAAUGCACAAAUAUAUUAUUGAUAAUUGCCAUGAUUAUUGUGUAGAUAUUUUAAAUAGUGUGAAGUAUAAAGGGAAAUCAAAUUGGAAUGACUUUACAUUAGUCUUUGAAAUAUUUUUCCAUUCAAUUUAUGUCAAUAAAAAAAGACAUCUUGCAACUUAUAUUCCUUCAUUAUGUUUAUGGAUGUUUAUACUUCUUUGUGUAAUCGGUUUCAUUAUAGUUUUACUGUAUCAAAACCAUAUUUUUUAA
Messenger RNA from Entamoeba dispar SAW760, 531 nucleotides. RefSeq lists its product as uncharacterized. The coding region runs from base 1 to 531 and encodes 176 amino acids. Lineage: Eukaryota; Evosea; Mastigamoebida; Endamoebidae. The record is from RefSeq and is a predicted model, not a curated record. The transcript is spliced from 3 exons.